This is a messenger RNA of Pipistrellus kuhlii (Kuhl's pipistrelle), 1196 nucleotides long. RefSeq names its product chloride intracellular channel 3 (gene CLIC3). The transcript is spliced from 6 exons. Lineage: Eukaryota; Metazoa; Chordata; Mammalia; Chiroptera; Vespertilionidae. The coding region runs from base 78 to 791 and encodes 237 amino acids. The record is from RefSeq and is a predicted model, not a curated record.
GGGGCCUGGGCCAGAGGGCGGGGCCUGGGCCAGAGCCUUAAAGAGCCCCGCGCCCCGCCCAGCACUGUGGCUCCACCAUGGCCCAGACUGCCAAGCUCCAGCUCUUCGUCAAGGCGAGCGAGGACUGUGAGAGCGUGGGCCACUGCCCCUCCUGCCAGCGGCUCUUCAUGAUCCUGCUCCUCAAGGGCGUGCCCUUCAUGCUCACCACCGUGGACACCCGCAGGUCCCUGGACGUGCUGAAGGACUUUGCGCCCGGCUCCCAGCUGCCCAUCCUGCUCUACAACGGCGAGGCCAAGACGGACACGCUGCAGAUCGAGGAGUUCCUGGAGGAGACGCUGGGACCCCCCGCGUUCCCCAGCCUGGCGCCCCGCUACCGGGCGUCCGCCACGGCGGGCAACGACGUCUUCGGCAAGUUCUCGGCCUUCAUCAAGAACCCCGCCCCCGGGCAGGACGACGCCCUGUACCAGCAGCUGCUGCGCGCCCUGGCCAGGCUGGACGGCUACCUGCGGGCGCCCCUGGAGGACGAGCUGGCCCGCGAGCCGGGGCUGCGGGAGUCCCGCCGCCGCUUCCUGGAUGGGGACCGGCUCACGCUGGCCGACUGCGGACUGCUGCCCAAGCUGCACAUCGCGGACACGGUGUGCGCGCACUUCCGGGGGGCCCCCAUCCCGGCCCAGCUGCGCGGCGUCCGCCGCUACCUGGACAGCGCGCUGCAGGAGAAGGAGUUCAAGUACACGUGCCCGCACAGCGCCGAGAUCCUGGCGGCCUACCGGCCGGUGGUGCACACCCGCUGAGCCCCCGCCCCUGCCCCUGCGCCCCCACAGCCCCAUGAAGCCACUGACCUCCUGGGCCGGACGCCCCCCGGUGGGCUGCUCGGAUGACGGACAGCCCAGAGCCACAGGGGCAGAGACUGGUCGGGCGCCGCCCAUCCCCCUGCCCGGGGAGGACGGACCGGAUCAGGCUCCCAAACCAGUCAGUCCGGGGCGGAGCGGCAGGAUGGCCAGGAGGGCGGGGAGCAGAGCCCAGCCCGAGCACCUGAGGGCGCCCAGCCAGUGGGUGGGGUGGCCCGCAUUCCUCAGCCCCACCCAGGCAGCAGGCCACCCCCAUCUCUCCCAGGGCCUGUGUGCAGGCUGUGGGGUGCUCGAGGCCAUGCCCUGCUGGGCGGGGGGAGAGGGGUGUGCCCCAGGGGAGGACGGAGU